AUAUCUUGGGCGUCUAUCACGAGAGCAGAUGUGCAGGCUCAUAUUACGCUGUUUUGAUAGGGAGCGAAACCUCAGCUCAGCUGGAUUUUGGGAUUACUGUCACAAAGUUUGGUUGGCUCACAUCAUUCACACAUUGCCACUGGAUGUUGAAAAAGAUUACAAAAUACAAGGUUGACAGGAUAAUAAAACAGAAAGGGGUAGCUAUAUCUUAUAUAUAUAUAUAUAACUCUGUUUAAUUUGGAGUUGGCUUAUAUUCUUAAAGUUAAGAUAUCCAUGCAUGCAUGUCGCACCAUUGAAGUGUAGCAUGUUGGUAAUUUAUUAUCCCACAAAGUAGUACGAAAUACGAAGUGUGCUGUUUUCACACAUACACAGUAAAGUCAGUAUUGUCAAAGGUCCCUCAAAGGGAUAUCAUAUAUUAUUGUAUUAACGAAAACUACCUUCAGUUUGAAGUUGGACUGGUAUGAUCAGACCUUAAGUUUGUAACAGUAAUUAACACUGACUAAUAACACACAAUAUACAUGCACAUAAGAACAUUGGCCUAUCAUCCUACGAAGUUAAACACCAAAUUAAGGUGCUAUUAUAUAUAUAUUAACUAACGUACGGUAGGCAAUUAUAGGUUUCGAUUAUGCCAUUUGAUGGAGUACAUGGACAUUUGACAAACAAAAUAUUUCAUAAUUUAUAACCACUGAAAAUUGUUUUCAGGGAAAAAUUUCGUAUUCUGUGCAUGGUGGUAACAGAAAAGGAGUACAUGCUACAUGGUAUUAGAAAACUUAUUAAUCGGAUGCUAUAACUGUGCUGAUUUAACAGUUACAUGAUAAGGUAUGAACAAAUGGCUUAAAAACUUUAACCCCUCAACCUCCAUUUGCUAGAGUGCACAAUAUACUAAAAAUUCAAGUUUGUCAUGAAAGGCUGCCAGUAAUUUAAGCCCCUUGGCCCUUGCAAACGCCAGCACGUUUUCAUUGACAAUUUUUAUUCGCUCGUGUGCGUACGGCAAAAAAGUGACAAUUUCCUGGCCCAGGAGCCAGUUGUUCCAAAUCUAAUCAUGUCAGCUUUUGGACAAGGAAAAUUUGUUCGUGUGUGUAUACGGCCGUCAAGGAAAACUUGACAAGAAAUACUUCUGAAUGCAAUGGUUUUAGCAAACAAAUAAGGAGGUCUUGACGCGAGAUAAAUGCUUAAUAACAAAACUUGUCAAGGGAAACUCUUUGACCGUACGAGAAAGAGGUAUACUAAACUGGUCAAGGAAACUUAUUAUGCAAGGAAAACCUGCUCGCUUGUACGGGGCUUAACUAUAGGUGAUAAUUCUAUUCACGCUUCAACUUGGUAUUUGUACACAUAAAUUGUAAAAAGGAUUAAGUUAGAUUAAGCAGAAAUGAUCCUCUUAAUUAGACCAUGAUUUGACAAGGUUUAAACAAUUGAACAAAAGUGGCUGAAAAUAUUAAUCCUUCCAACUUUCUUACCUACAGUACAGUAUAUACUUGAGUUUAUUACAUGUAUUUGCUCCUACAACUAUGAUUGAAGUGUUUUUGCUAUUGACAAUUAUCAGUUGUACACGUUGUCUAUAUAAGCUAUACAUUAACCAGAAAUCCUUAUCAGGCUGAAAUAAUAUACGCUAUUUUGAUCCAGACAAAACAGAUUUCAUUAUUGUGCAUAUCAUUAGAUGUUGAUUCAUAUCAUAGAUAUUGAUUCAAAUUAGUAUUGAAUUUUAUCGUUCGAAGUUGCGAGAAAACGUUCCCCUACAAAGAAACAGAAACAUUAUGUACUUAUAAUAUUCAUGUUAAUAACGAGACGUAAAGUCGGCUUGAUUACGUCAUUGAUUGAUGAAGGGGCUGUGCCACUUGUAAGUGGUACUAAAAUUUAGUUUGCCAAUCAUCUCCUAGGUCAUGAUCAGAAAGAAAAAACAUUGUCUCUAUUCAUGAUAAAAUGUUAAUCGGUAUCAUUCAUAGAAAAGGACGCGUGGAUAGACGUGUGGUAGGCGGCAUUUUUUCUAAUUCACACCCAUUUCCAAUUAUGGAAUGCUUGCUGUUUUGUGGGAGGGUUGACAUGUGUAUAUAAAUCAUUUUAGGCUGACAGAACAGUUCCUUUCUGCACUGUAAACACUUGAACUGGACUUAAAUGGACCCAGUGAGACAGACAUAAGUGGACCAAGUGGCAUAUAUAAAAUUGCAUUUUGACUUGAUUGGGCAUAUGUAUUAUCUUGUUCUGUUGAGUGAAAUAGAGCACAGUUUCAACAAUUCUUAUUGUAUUCUUUGCUGAGAGGAACUUUGCGAUAUUUUACGGUUCUUGGAUUCGAGCAAGGCUGGUGACUUUUACGGGACAAAAUCUUCGCCUUCGUUUGCUAUAAUAGAAAAGUACUUGACAAGAGACAGUCUAGAAGACACCUGCAGUUGUUGUAAGGUGAAUAGAGCAUCAGUAUAUCAAUAUAUUUCAGAGAUACCUCGUUUUUGGUUUUGAGUUACGCUAUACUAUAGUCCGCAGAAUACGGAGGAAAAACCUUUACGGUAAAACUGUAAAGGAAAAUUGCUGACAGGAGAUAAUCUUCAGAAUCUUCGUCAUGAAUCGAAAGAACGACGUACGACGCCAAAGCUUUUCGAGCGAAUUUAGAAACGCUUUCGUGGUGAGAAACAAAUGCGAGCAAUUAAAAUUAGAGAAGCAGCACAAGUCUUUGGAUCGCUUGCGAGCGCACGAGAGUCUCGACCUCACGAACAAAAAGAGAGAAAUUUUAAGCCUGCAAAUGUCGAUACUGUCUUCAAAGCCUGAUGAAAACACCCUAGACCUAUCCAUUAAGCCAGAGACCUCCCAACCCCUGGCGGACAUUAAUGACACGCGCAAGAAAUUUAGAUCAAGAGCCUUGAGUACAAGUACUUCGAGUAUUAAUUCCUUUUUGGGAGGAGGCAGUGGCAAAGAUGGCCGAAUAGCGCCGAGUUCAGUGAACUCUAAAAUAGGGAAAAUAUAUCAGUUUAAAAAGAUGUCCCGGUCUUUUAGUGUUUCUGGAAAUCUUGAUUGUUUCACGCGAAGAAAAUACACAGCGACACUACAAACUGAUAAGAAUAAUAAUGAGGAAUCUCUUUCUGUGGACAAUGAUGAAUCCUCAAGUGGGCAAGCUAUAUGGAAACUAUUGCCACCAAUUCAACUCACUCCUCUACACAAGCAGAAGUCAAAAUCUUUGAAAGAAAUAUCCUCGCAUUUGGAAACGCCAAGACGUAAAAUGUCCAUGGAGAAUAACUCCUGCUCCUGGAAUGAUCUACAGGAUUGCAGAUAUCUUAGACGAACAUGGAAGCACGAUUCCUGCUCGGAGUCGUACGGUCCGAAAGGAAAGGAUGCUAGUGACUUGGAGGUUGUUGAAGAUUUUUAAAACGUGAAAAAAACAACAACACUACCCGGGUUCCCGCUUACGGCUAAGCGAAAGAACGGCGUGUUUCUUUUGCAUGCUUCGCCUUUCUUUCUUCUCGCCGUGAUUCUUUAACCCAUUAAGUUGCAGUGCGCCCCACUUUAUUGCUUCACUCUGUGUAACGCCAGACGAUCUUAUUCGUCAAGGGGAUUUAGCGCUGGCACUCAAUGGGUUAAGAGCCAGACUGGAGCCAGGGUAUAGGACAACCAGACAUUUGUGCAACAAUCCUAUACCUUGCACUCACCCUAUAACCACUCGUCCACUCCUAUCACUCUAGCAGCAUUUGGUCACUCUUCAUAGUUUCUGACGACGCCGCAGACGACGAAAGCUCAAACGAAUAUGAAAGUAGCUUGUUGGCCUAACUAAACAGUAGCUUAUUUUGACUUAUACUAUUCGUAACUCUCUAUCGUUUACCACAUUUAGUUAUUACCGGAGUCAUGGUGAUCAAAUGAUCUGGUAUAAAUGAAGUAAAAGCGAAUUAGCCUUUUUCACGAUGACGAAUAUCCGCCAUUUUUGGGUGUCAUCUAAUUCUCGUUAACCUGCAAUGCAGACAAUUAAAAUAAUGUGAAAAGCAAUUUUUCAAAAUAAACUAAUCAUUUACAAAGCAAAUUUACCAUCAUUCGUCCAAAAAAUUAUAAAAAGUCGCUGUUAUGUAGACUUAUCUUGCAGACUUCUGUUGAAAAGCCACCCCCAAAAAUGGCGGCGUGAGAAAGACUAAUUGCAUGAACCAUGUUGAAAUUAUAAUUGUCAAAUAAGGCCAUUUGUCUUGAGAAUUAUGAGUUCACAGCAGCUCAACCUGUUAAACAGGGACAACCCAAUCCAUUGAACAGGGCAAUCAGGUAUAAUAUCAGAUAUUUUAGCGCACCACUCUUGUUUGAGUGUACAGGCGAAGGAGCGAAUAUCAGUUCACGAAUAUUUACUCAUGUCUAGUGUCUUCAUCAGGGUUAUCCAAAGUUGCCAGAAGCUUUAGAAGCAUGGUAUAUUAUUAUGAACCAUCAUGCUUUGUAAAACUAUUUAGGGACCGGUCAUUAUUUAAGGCGGGGGGUGGCACCGAAGAGAAAAGGGUUGGGUAAACAAAAUUUUGAGUAAGUAAAAGGUUGGGGAAAUAAAAAAACAAAACAUCUCAAGGGUAAUAAAAAAUUAUUAUCAUUUCCAAAGCAUGACUCACUUAAAUAUUGGAGACUGAAAAGCAAUGUCAACAGUCAUAUGUAAAUACAGUAUGUGAAUCAAUCAGAGUCGCUAUCUUGAUCAUUUUCCGAUUUGUUGGGAGACAGAUGGUGUCUCCAAAGAAAGUACAUGUGCAGACAACAUGAAACUUUAGACUGCAGAAAAUUGCACAAUCCGUUAUCAAACUCGUGUCACAGAAGUGGUAUUAAAAAGGACAUGUGUGACAACUUAAUGGUAUCCUUUUGUAAAGGUUUUGGCCAGGGGUGGGUAUUUAUUUUUUAAUUGAUAUUCGAGGUUGGGUAAUCGAAUUUUUGACUUGUUAAUGGUUGGGUCAGCAAAAUUUUUGCUAGGAAAAACAUUUCUCUUUGGUGCCACCCCCCCCCCCAUAAAUAAUGACCCGUCCCUUAUUACAAAACUAUCACCACCUUGGCUGAUGACGUCAAUUGUGUAGUUAUAAGAUAUUUCUUGUUAAUGAGUUUGAAGACGGAUCAUGUGAAAAUACCUGUGAAAAUAACUUGUUUCAAGUAUACUUCAGAAAUAUAUGGAUUAGAUUAUUUUCACUCCCUAUAUUUGACAUGCGGAGGGUCUGAACUGCUGGUUGCAGAUUGAUGCUUAUUUUCAGACAAUAAAACUUGAACCUAGCCCAUAUCCUCCUGACCCAUAACUUGGAAUCUUCAUCUAAACCAAUCCGAAAUUUGAUCACCAAGCUGCAAAAGCUACCACCAACGUGGCGCUUCGAGGGAUGUCAUAUAUAUUGUCACAAGGAGGGAGGGGGUAUAACACACAGUAUCACGUGACAGUAUACCUGAAAACAAAGUAGAUAAUGUUUAUAUGAAUUAAACUUGGUGUGCCUCACAGUGGCUUAGAAUUCGGAAUUCCUACAACUAGUGUAACAAUCCGUUUGCUCAUUAUUUCGCGGGGGUGUUGGGUGUUGGCUCAGAGUCACGUAAUUUUUGAGGUGUUGGUAAUGACUUCCUGUCACAUAAGCGUCACAGGAAGUAGGGGUACCAAAAAUUGUCAAAAAGCGUCUGCACGUAUUUUGUGAACGGCUCACAACCUGCAAUUUAGAUCCUCCGUUGUUUCACUCGUUGAGUUUUUACCAAUAAGGAAAUUAAAAUCCCACCAAAUGAAACGUGAUGUAAAAUACUGUCUACAGUUUUUGUUUGGGCUAGGCUGCACUCAUUUCGUUAUAAAGCAGCAAAAACACGGAAUACUGUGUGAAAAGAAAUAUAAUUUUAUACUGAUACUUUAUAUAAUUUAAUAGGCGAUGGUAGAAAUCUAG
Paramuricea clavata is the source of this 5837-nucleotide messenger RNA. NCBI's taxonomy places the organism in Eukaryota, Metazoa, Cnidaria, Anthozoa, Malacalcyonacea, Plexauridae. The record is from the annotation of a GenBank genome assembly.